CAUGGUUGACCUCCUGCCUAAGCAUUGACCGACAUGAAUGCGCAACCCAAGUCGGGCGUGGCUUUGGCCGCCCGCUACGCCAUUCCUUUUGUUCUGCUGUUGAUCCCCUUUUGGAUGAUGAGGAUCAAUGCCGUCGUUCCCGAACCGUAUCUGGAUGAGGCCUUCCAUGUCCCCCAGGCUCAGGCCUACUGGGCUCAUAAGUGGACGCAUUGGGAUCCCAAGAUCACUACUCCCCCGGGAAUCUAUCUCUGGUCGUAUGUGCUGUGCGCGAUCGCGCUCUUCCUGCGCGGUUCCCCCACACAGCUUACCCCGGAAGCUUUGCGUGCGACCAACGUGGCAGCCACCGCCGUAGCUCUACCGUUGCGAUUGCAGACAUUGUUGGAUCGGCUGCGCAGGGUGCGCAACACACGUCCCUCUGGAGCAUGGCUGAGCCAUACUGUUUUGAACAUCUGCCUCUUCCCGCCGCUGUUCUUCUUCUCCGGCCUAUACUACACCGAUAUUCUUGCGCUGCUGGUGGUCAUUGAGGCGUACAACUGGGACCUGAAACGCUCGUCGGAGGGUGGAUUUGCGCCGCUCUCGACGUUGGUGUUUGUCGUGCUGGGGCUGGUAGCGCUGGUCUUCAGACAGACCAACAUCUUCUGGGUGGCGAUCUUUCUGGGUGGACUGCAGGUCGUCCGGCGGUUGAGGUUGUCUUCUAAGAGAUGCGAGGCGUCGGGAUUCGCGGAUAUUGCUCGGGCGGGGUGGAAGAAUGAGCUGUAUGAUCCGUUUGUUUCGGACGCUUCGAUUGCAGACUACUUCAAGGCGUCUAUUUCGCUGGUGGUUGUUGCCUUGAACAACCUCGGCUCGGUGAUUAGCUCUGCUAUUCCGUACCUGCUCAUACUUGCCGGUUUUGGUGGCUUCGUGCUGUGGAAUGAUGGUGUCGUUCUCGGACACAAGGAGUAUCACACUGCUGGGCUGCAUCUGCCUCAGAUGCUCUACAUCUGGCCCUACUUCGUCUUCUUCUCUUGGCCUCUCCUCCUCUCGCCAGUCGUCAACUUGGUUCUCCCGAAGUCGCUUCUUCCCAAGUUCAUCGACUUUGGCUUCCCGAAGAAGCAAAAGGGCCUUCCUAAGCUGUUGACGGCUCUUGUUGUGAUCCCCAUUAUGCUGGCCGUGGUUCAUUUCAACACCAUCGUCCAUCCGUUCACUCUGGCCGACAACCGUCACUACGUCUUCUACGUCUUCCGUAUCCUGCUGCGCAUUCACCCUGCUAUCAAGUAUGCUGCUGUCGCGGUGUACUUCCUCUGCGCGUGGAUGGUCAUCUCCGCCUUUGGAUUCACGACGAUUUCCACACCUCCCCAGUUGAUGCGUGUCCCACAGACAGCAGCCUCACAGCCGGAGCCAGUGCCAGUACCUCAGAAAGAGCCCAGCCAGAAGAAGGCCGAACGUCGGAAGGCAGCAAAGAAGCCCGCACAGUCGCCCAAGCCGGAGCCGAUGUCGUUCGACGCGUACGCCAAGAUCCAGGAGCACAUUGCGCACCGGCAGAAGCAGCAUCAGGGCACGCCGCAGGUGAGCUUUGUGCUUGUCUGGCUGGCGGCUACGGCGCUGUCGCUCAUUACGGCGCCGCUCGUCGAGCCGCGCUACUUUAUCAUUCCGUGGGUGAUGUGGCGGCUGCAUCUGCCACCGCAGCCGACGCCUCUCGUGCACCGGCAGCGGGCGCGCGAUGCGACUGAGGAGCUGAAUGCGAAGGUUGCCACGAACAUGGCGCUGUUCCUGGAAACGUAUUGGUUCUUGGUGAUCAACGCGGUGACGGGAUACAUCUUCCUGUACUGCGGGUUUGAAUGGCCCCAGGAACCGGGGAAGAUCCAGCGGUUCAUGUGCAGCAGCAAUGACAGUAACAACCACCCCCUAGCAUCCCUGCACCGCUCCAUAACACCCCCAAUACUCUCCCGCUCCAAGGGACCAAAAACACCGCCACAGCCACAACCACAACACAAUGCCACCCACCCAGCAUCACCCAGCACGCAGACCACGAAAAAGGAGAAUGAUGCUGAAUCAAAAAAGGGCAAUAUAAUCCCCUCUCCCAUUCAACUAACCCACAUCCGGGACCUCCCCGCCUCCUCAGGCCACAACACCGACACUGUCCGACUGCGCGACAUUCUCGGCGAUCCAUUGAUCCGCGAAUGUUGGCAGUUCAACUACCUCUUUGAUGUGGACUUUUUGAUGAGCCAGUUUGAUGAGGAUGUGAGACGGCUCGUCAAGGUGAAGGUUGUGCAUGGCUCGUGGAAGAGAGAUGCCCCGAAUCGUCAGAGGAUUGAUGAAGCAUGUACGCGCCACCCCAACGUCGAGGCAAUAACCGCCUACAUGCCUGAAGCCUUCGGGACGCAUCAUUCCAAGAUGAUGAUCUUGUUGAGACAUGAUGAUUUGGCUCAAGUGGUCAUCCACACAGCAAACAUGAUCGCAGGCGACUGGGCAAACAUGUGCCAGGCCGUGUGGCGAUCUCCCCUUCUCCCAUUAUGUUCCAAUGGAAGUGGGAGUGAAAGUAUAGCUACCCCCGGGACACGAUUCAAACGUGACCUUCUCUCGUAUCUAAGAGAAUACGGGCCGAAGAAGACCGGUCCGCUUGUCGCGCAGUUAGAGAAACACGACUUCGGCGCUGUCCGCGCAGCAUUGGUUGCUAGUGUUCCCUCGAAGCAGAAGAUCCGGGAGUCGACUGAUUCGACCCGGAAGACGCUGUGGGGAUGGCUAGCCCUGAGGGAUGUAUUGCGGUCGGUUCCUAUUGAUCGUUCAGAGGAUAGACCGCAUAUUGUAACUCAGAUUUCCUCCGUCGCCUCUCUCGGCCAAACAGACAAAUGGCUCAAAGACGUCUUCUUCGCGUCCCUCUCACCAUCAUCAAAUAACCCCAAACCAAGAUUCUCGAUCAUAUUCCCUACACCCGACGAGAUUCGCCGCUCCUUGAACGGCUACGGCUCAGGCGGCUCCAUUCACAUGAAGCUGCAGAGCGCCGCACAACAAAAGCAGCUGCAGUACAUGCGGCCGUAUCUGUGCCAUUGGGCUGGAGAUGUGGCUGAGGACGAAGCGAAGGUGAAACGAGAAGCAGGGCGCCGUCGCGCGGCACCGCAUAUCAAGACGUAUAUCCGGUACUCAUCGUCGGAGAUGGACCGGAUUGAUUGGGCGAUGGUGACGUCGGCAAAUUUGUCAACGCAGGCGUGGGGAGCGGCGGUGAAUGCCAACGGAGAGGUGAGGAUAUGUAGUUGGGAGAUAGGGGUUGUGGUGUGGCCGGAGUUAGUCACCGGUGCUGGUGCUGAAGGGAGGAGUGUGAUGGUGCCUUGCUUCCGGAGGGAUGUGCCCGAUGCAGAUGCGGUUGCGGCUGCAAAUGCAGAUGAAAAGGAAAUUGCUACGACAACUACUACAGUUGGCUUCCGAAUGCCCUACGACCUACCGUUGACGAGGUACAGCGAGACGGAUAUACCCUGGUGCGCGACGGCCAGUCAUAGCGAGCCGGACUGGCUGGGACAGACGUGGGAGGGUUGA
Molecule: messenger RNA, 3510 nt
Organism: Aspergillus costaricaensis CBS 115574
Lineage: Eukaryota; Fungi; Ascomycota; Eurotiomycetes; Eurotiales; Aspergillaceae
Gene: alg10
Product: dolichyl-P-Glc:Glc(2)Man(9)GlcNAc(2)-PP-dolichol alpha-1,2- glucosyltransferase
Exons: 7
Coding region: 34-3510 (1158 amino acids)
Biological process (GO): protein N-linked glycosylation; dolichol-linked oligosaccharide biosynthetic process; DNA repair
Cellular component (GO): endoplasmic reticulum; nucleus
Molecular function (GO): dolichyl pyrophosphate Glc2Man9GlcNAc2 alpha-1,2-glucosyltransferase activity; phosphoric diester hydrolase activity
Source: RefSeq, a predicted model, not a curated record